This is a messenger RNA of Carya illinoinensis, 2066 nucleotides long. RefSeq names its product putative disease resistance RPP13-like protein 1. NCBI's taxonomy places the organism in Eukaryota, Viridiplantae, Streptophyta, Magnoliopsida, Fagales, Juglandaceae. Gene Ontology annotation, biological process: defense response to other organism. Bases 237 to 2066 code for a protein of 609 amino acids. Gene Ontology annotation, molecular function: ADP binding. The transcript has a single exon. The record is from RefSeq and is a predicted model, not a curated record.
AUCAUAGAACGUGCGUGGAAGAGGUCCAGGCAAUGGAUUCCGUCCGUUGAUCGAACGCGACAAAAUUACAACCCACCUUCAACGAAACAAUACCCAACAACCAAUGAAGACUUCUUGUUGUUGACUUGUGCGAGCACUCUUAUAGCUUCUUCCCAGACGGAACCGGUUACUUCUUUCGACUCUCUGGUUAGUCUUUUGCAUCGUUUCCUGAUUCAUUCCUUUCUCCAGAGAAAACAAUGCCGGUUGGAGAGCUCUUUCUUGCUGCGUUCCUUCAAGUGUUAUUUGACCGAUUGGCUUCACCCGAGUUGCUGGCCUUUGCACGACGAGAGGGACUUAAAAAAAAGCUGGACAAGUGGCGCAAGUUGUUGUCAAUGAUUCAAAAGGUGCUUGAUGAUGCAGAGGAGAAGGAAUUACAUGCUCAGAGUACUGCAGUGAAAGAGUGGCUGGAGGAUCUCAAAGACUUGGCCUACGAUGUGGAGGACAUACUCGAUGAGUUUGCCACAGAAGCUUUGCGAUGCAAAUUGAAGGUCAAAAAUCAGGCUAGUACUAGUAAGGUACGGAAUCUCAUCCCUGCUUAUUUUAGUGGUUUGAGUCCCUAUGCUAUUAUGUUGAGAACUAGGCUGGAGUCAAAUAUCAAGGACAUGACUCCUCGAUUUAAAGAUCUAGUGGCACGAAAAGGUGAACUCAAUUUGAAAGAACUUGUAGACAGGAGUUCAGAAAAAAUUAGAGGGACAGUACAGGCCCCAACUUCUGUAGUGAAUGAAGCUCGUGUUUAUGGCAGGGAAGGAGAUAAAAAGGCUUUACUUGAUUUAUUGAAAUCGCAAGCUCAAGAAUCAGUGGACACUCAAGUUUCUGUGAUUCCAAUACUUGGAAUGGGGGGUAUUGGAAAGACAACACUUGCGCAGUUAAUAUACAAUGACCAAGAAGUCGAAAGUUUGUUUGAUCUUAAAGCUUGGGCUUGCGUUUCUGAAGAUUUUGAUGCCGUUCGGGUCACAAAAACAAUUUUAAGAUCUAUCAGUCCUGGAAGUCGUGAUGAUAAUGAUCUAAACUUGUUGCAAAUCGGACUAAAGGAGGCGCUGAAAGGGAAGAAAUUUCUAGUCGUUCUGGAUGAUCUUUGGAAUGAUCGUUAUCAUGACUGGACAAUCCUAUUUACUCCUUUCGAAGCAGGGGCUCCAGGAAGUGUAGUUAUUAUCACAACUCGCAAUCGAGAAGUUGCAAAUACUACAAGUACCACUGAAGCUUACCAGCUGGAUUUGUUGUCAAAUGACGCUUCUAUGUCCAUAUUUACCCACCAUGCCUUGAGGGCAAAAGACUUUUCUUCACACCCACACCUCAAAGAUUUUGGUGAGGAAAUCGUUCGAAAAUGUAAACGUUUGCCUUUGGCAGCAAAAGUACUUGGAGGCCUCUUACGUUCAAAACUGCAGGACCGUGAUGCCUGGGAGGAAAUAUUGAAUAGCGAGAUAUGGAAUAUUUUAGAGCAGAGACGUGAAAUCGUUCCAGCUCUUAUGUUGAGUUACUACCAUCUCCCAUCGCAUUUGAAGAGAUGCUUUGCUUACUGUUCUAUACUCCCUAAAGAUUAUGAAUUUGAGGAGAAGGAGGUGGUUCUAUUAUGGAUGGCAGAAGGCUUGAUUCAACCACAACAAAAAGAAAAGGAAAUGGAAGAUUUGGGUUCAAAGUAUUUUCGGGAUUUGUUGGCAAGGUCAUUUUUCCAACAAUCCAACGACAAAAAAUCUCGAUUUAUGACGCAUGACCUCAUCAAUGACUUGGCUAAAUCUGUUGCAGGAAAUACAUGCUUUAGAAUGGAAGAUAGAGUUGAGGGUAGUAAACAAGGGAGUAUUUUUACAAAGGCUCGCCAUUUGUCUUACCUGGGUGACCAAUAUGAUGGCUUUAAAAAGUUUGAGGCCUUUUCUGAACUCACAUGUUUACGUACCUUCUUACCUCUAAUGUUGCCAUAUCCUGGGUGGUGUUUUUUGACCAGUUAUGUUUCUCUUGAGUUGUCGCCAACAUUACGAUGCUUGAGGGUGCUCUCAUUGAACGGUUACCACAUAACCAAGAUAUCAAAUUAA